Messenger RNA from Saccostrea cuccullata (small rock oyster), 2010 nucleotides. RefSeq names its product piggyBac transposable element-derived protein 4-like. NCBI's taxonomy places the organism in Eukaryota, Metazoa, Mollusca, Bivalvia, Ostreida, Ostreidae. The record is from RefSeq and is a predicted model, not a curated record. Bases 278 to 1861 code for a protein of 527 amino acids. The transcript is spliced from 4 exons.
CCUUUCUCCACAGUCACGCACUUUAACGCAUAUACCGUUGCCCCACAAUCACGCACUUUAACGCAUAUACCUUUACCCCACAAUCACGCACUUUAACGCAUCUGCUUUUCGUUUAGCGUUUUAUCGUCAUGCCAGCGGAAUAUAAUAUUUAAAAACAAAUAAAAUAGUGGGAAAAUACAUCUCUUAGUAGAUCUGACGUCAUAAUAGAUAAUCAUCGUAAAAUUACGUCAUUUGCAUAUUAAUUUUUGUUGUAAAUCUGAAGAAAAAGUGGCCGAUAAUGAGCGAUUCCGCUGACGAUAGCGAGGACACAAAUUCAGAUUACAUAUCUUUUGUCGACUCUGACAGUUCCGAUGAAGAGGAAGAUGAUAUACCAGUAGUUCAACCCUUACAGCCUUUGGAACCAUGCUGGUCCUCUGUAUUAGAAUCAUCGGAAACACCCCCCUUUUUGUGUGAAGUUGGACCUUCACAUAGUCUGGGGCCGGCAGAUAAUGAAAAACAAUUUUUUGAAUUGAUUUUUGAUGAAAAAUGUGUCAACACAUUGACAGAUGGCACUAAUAAAUACGCGAGGGAAACACAAGAAAGAAAAGGUCAUGAUCCAGUCUGGUACGAUUGUACAACCGAAGAAAUGAGAGCCUAUCUGGGCUUGCUGAUUAUAAUGGGUAUCAACAAGUUACCCGACUAUAAACUCCAUUGGAGCAAGAAUAAGUUUCUUGCGAAUUCUGGAUUUAUUGAAGUUAUGCCUGUAAGAAGAUACGAAAAGUUAACUCAGUAUUUGCACUGUGAUUCUGAGGAUACCGAUGACCCACUGUGUAAAGUUCGUCCCAUCAUGAACCUGGUAUCAGAGAACAUCUUAAAAAGCUACAAACCACGACAACAUCAGACAAUCGAUGAAGGCAUGAUCGCCUAUAAAGGACGACAUAAGGCAAAACAAUACAUUCCAUCAAAACCAACACGAUGGGGGCUCAAAGUCUGGUUACGAUGUGACAGUAUUUCCGGCUUUUGUCAUCAGUUAGACAUAUACCUCGGCAGAGAUCAGUACAGCAGAGGGAUUUCUGUUGGUCAGGAAGUUGUCCUAAAAUUGACUGAAAGCUUGGAGGGAAAAAAUUUCCAUGUGUUUUAUGACAGCUUUUUUACAUCAAUAGCUCUCGCAAGAUCACUUCUUGAGAAGAGGAUAUUUUCGUGUGGAACAAUUAUGAGAAACAGGAAGGGAUUUCCAUCUGAUCUGAAGAAUCUCCCUCGUAUGAAUCAAGGAGAAUAUGUUACACGUCAAGAUGGCAAGCUGAGUGCCACAGUCUGGAUGGACAGUCGCCCUGUAGCUAUACUAUCCACCACGGCUUCAACAGUUGAAAUGAGUGCCAAUGCGUGCCGGCGGCUGAAAGAUGGGACCGAAAUUUCUGUUCCUCGACCGCAAAGUGUUGGUCACUACCAGGCCUUUUUUCGAGGUGUUGACAUAUUUGACCAGUUACGUUCAAAAUAUUCCGUUGGACGACCCAGUAAAAAAUGGUGGAAAUACGUGUUACAUUUUUUAAUCAAUACGGCGAUCAUCAACACAUUUCUUAUUAUGAAGGAGAGUGUGAAUCUGCCGAAGAAGAAGUACAGACAACUCGACUACCGCCUCGCCCUAGCUAAACUCCUGAUAGGAACUUUCAGGACACCGCCGAAGACAGCUGCCAGGCGACAACUGUCUGAAAAUUCUACAACUCAUAAAUUAAUAAGACUGUCCUGCAAACGAUCGUAUUGCAAAAACUGUGCCAAGGCUGUCCCUAAAAAGAGAAAGGAUACAUCAUUCGGGUGUGGACUGUGUGAGGUACAUUUGUGCGGAAAACAGUGCUUCGCUCUAUUUCAUAACAUUGAAGAGUGAGCGUAUAUAUGUGUAUUGAGGUUACCUAUGUUUGCAGGGAAAAACAUUAAUGCCUAUAUAUGUACAUGGACAUUAUUAACGUUCUUUAACAAGAUCUGUUUCAGUCACUUGAAUAGAUUGAAAUUAAAUGCUUCUUAGUAAAUUUAAAA